Salmo salar (Atlantic salmon) is the source of this 1235-nucleotide messenger RNA. RefSeq names its product adenosine 5'-monophosphoramidase HINT3. Lineage: Eukaryota; Metazoa; Chordata; Actinopteri; Salmoniformes; Salmonidae. The record is from RefSeq and is a predicted model, not a curated record. Gene Ontology annotation, molecular function: catalytic activity.
ACUACACGACGAGGAAGUAGAGAGGCUGGUGUUUUAGCAAGUCAUAUCUCAGCUGUACAGUCACAGAUAUAACAUUGUUCUAUCUAUACAAAUCUUUGGCAAGGUAGUGAGGGAUAUUCUGAGUCAUUUCGGUGAGCUCCCAACUGGAUCCUCGUUCAAAAUACUUUAAAACUCGAUCUAGAACCAAGGGGAAAUUGCAAAUCGCCGUUGUAAAGCCCAGAAAUUAACUACCUUUAUGUCAGAUCGUGCACGUUUAAAUACAUUUUUACCUGGAUAAAUUCUUCACCUACAAAAAAAUGCAUUUUCUUUAAACACACUGCAAAAAUGACAGCGUGGCCCAGAAUGACACACUUUCUUGUUUCUGCAGUGAGGAUUCACCCUCUUUAGACAAUUAUUCUGUAACGUAUCUGCAGGUAAUCGUUUUGAGACCAAAAAAACAACAGUAGUACAUGUAUGUAAAUCAGGGAGCCCAGUGAACGCCUCUUUCACUCAUGAGAUUCGGUUCCCGACGUUCAUUAAAAAAAGAGCAGCUAGGUCGCGAACGACCCAUCACAGUGAAAUGGAAACUUAUGAAAGCACUGAUAAUGAAGCAAAGGACACCACAUCUCCAAACGAGAAUGACAAAACUUGCUGUUUCUGUAAUAUUGCCAAGGAGCAGUCGGGAUCGGACACAGAAAUGCAGCUUUUUGAUGAUGAACUGGUCUGCUUUCGUGACCUGAAACCCGGGGCACGGCAUCAUUACCUGGUUGUACCUAGGACACACGUCGGCCGGAAGGAGCACAUACCUUUGGUGGAGAAGAUGGAGGAGAUGGGAAGGAGUGUAUUGCAGAAGAAAAAGGUGACUGACCUGGAUGACAUAAGGAUGGGGUUCCACAUGCCCCCCUUCUCCUCUGUCCCUCACCUCCAUCUCCACGUCAUUGCUCCUGCCAGUCAGAUGAGCAUCAGGUCGCUCAGGCACUAUGGGCCACAAUCCUAUUGGUUCAUCACUGUAGACAAAGUGCUCCAGCAGUUAAGGACCCAGAACCAGGUCAAAUAAGAACACCUGGUUUAGCAGGACACAACAGCACUGGGCCACAACUCUUACAUGGCUGACUGCAUUCCCUCCCUAUACUUGACAUGCACUAAUCUGAAGGACUGGCCUGCAAAAAUAUUUUUUUUUUUUUUUUUUAAAAAGACAGUAAAAUCACCAGGAAUUCUGCAAAAAAUAAAAGAUGUGAUCAUGUCUCUCAAUGUAA